GUGUCGCAGGGUGGAGGCUGUUGAGCGGGGUUUGCUGGGUCGCUGCGGUACGCAAUUUGCGUAUCGUUGGCGGUGCCAAGGGGGGAGCGGGGGGGGACGGACGCCUCCGGGCCCCGAGGGGCCUCGGGGGCCCCCUGUUGUCCCCGGCCCCGGGGGUGAGCAGGCCUGGGGAGGCCCUGCCGCCCUUCGGCCCUGCCCAGCCUCCCCCAGGGCCCCCUGGGCCCGGCCAGGCCCCCCUGGCCUGCAGGUGUCCCCUAGUGCCCCCUCCUCGGUGCCCCUUCAUGGCCAUGGCGUCGCCCCCGGCGCCCCCAGCCAAGAAGCGGAAGAUGAACUUCUCGGAGCGGGAGGUGGAGAUCAUCGUGGAGGAGCUAGAGCGAGGCAAGCACCUCCUCAUCAACCACUUCAACGCGGGCGUGCCCCUGGCCGCCAAAGCCGCCGCCUGGCAUGACAUCCUGCGCCGCGUCAAUGCCGUUGCCACCUGCCACCGUGAGCUGCCCGAGGUCAAGAAGAAAUGGUCCGACCUCAAGACCGAGGUGCGACGCAAAGUGGCCCAAGUCCGGGCUGCCAUGGAAGGGGGAGGCGAGAGUCAGAACGGCAACGGCAACGGGCCAGAGAGCGAAGACCCAACGGGCGCUGCAACCACCCCGGUUAUCCUCACCCCAAUGCAGCAACGCAUCUGCAACCUGCUGGGAGAAGCCACCAUCAUCAGUUUGCCAAGUGGGGACUGCAGCGCAGGUGACGGUACCGAGAUACCCAUCACCGCGUCAGCCACCACGGUCACCCUGACCCAGAUUCCUGCAGAGACAACCUACCACAGUCUGGAGGAUGGAGUUGUAGAGUACUGCACAACAGAAGCCCCCACCACCGUCACGGCUGAAGCACCCUUGGAGAUGAUGGCGCAUCAACACGAAGUGUCUGCGAAACCCCAGGAGCUGAAAAGCCGAAUUGCUCUGAACUCAGCCAAGCUCUUGCAGGAGCAGCGAGUGACCAACUUGCAUGUGAAGGAGAUCGCCCAGCACCUGGAGCAGCAGAAUGACUUGCUUCAGAUGAUUCGGCGCUCCCAGGAGGUGCAGGCAUGUGCCCAGGAGCGACAGGCACAAGCCAUGGAAGGAACACAGGCGGCACUGAGUGCCCUCAUCCAGGUCCUCCGCCCCAUGAUUAAGGACUUCCGUCGAUUUUUGCAGAGCAAUACACCCAGUCCGUCGGUCACCACUGACCCCAGCCAGGCAGGGCAGCAAGAUGGCAUGAUCCAGUGAAAGAAACGGUAGUGGAAUGUCUUUCUUGGAAAAAACCUGCCCGUGCUGCCAGCGGACACAGGAGUGAGGGGGCUAGCUCUUGUCAGUGUGAAAUGGCUGCCUUGGAGUCUUGCUGAGCCUGAACAGCUUGCUUUCUUGGCUAAUCUUAUGCUAAUCUGCCUUUUCAGAAUCGUCAUACAGAGCCAUAGCAGGAUGUGUAAUAAACCAGGAACUUAACAUCGGUUGCUUUAGUCCCUCAAACAAUAGUUUUAUUAAAAAAAACAGUUAUUUUUUUAUUUAUGUUUGGAGAAAUCUCUCCUAAGUAUGACACCCCUCUCUUUCUUUCUCUCUCUCAAGAUGUAUAGACUUUAACUGACUUCUAACAUGAAGAGUCUUCUUGUGAUAUCACAGUGCUGCAGCUGCCAAGCUACAGUUAUCACAAACUGUAGUGCACAGCAGUGAACGCAUUUCUGACUCUUGCUGAAAGCAUUUACUGGAAACAUGGUACUGGAUGUGGUACAAUCUUCUCUCUGCACCGAGAGUUAUAGAUACUGCUCUUGCAGCAUGACAUCCAGCCCAUGCAGACCAGCACCAAACCUACAUGCAGUUUAAAUCUCACCCAGAUCCCCUGAGGGGAUAAAUGGAAUUGAAAUAGUUCAUUCACCUCAUGUUGUAUCUGCGUGCAGUCAUGAAAUUUAACUAUAAACUUGGCAGAUGUGAUGAAAAUUUUAUGUCUUGGUUAUCAGAUACUGUCCUGGGACACGUAUUGGAAGCAAUGUAUUACCUGUCUCAGUUAAUGCACAAGGGCCUGGAUGAGUUUCACUCAGUGGGUGUAGCGGGUGAAAUCUAUCUCCGUCUUCUCUACAUAGUUUGUCACCUCCAUAACACCUUCACCCAUCAAAGUGGACCUGGACUGCAGAGCUUCAGCCAUGCAGCAAUUCCCAACAUUUAGGAGUUUGUCAGCCACUGAUUUAAUUGAGUGAAUUUUGGAGCAUCACUCGGUUCUGCUGGUGGCAGUGGUAUUGGUUCUGUACUUGAGAGGAGCUGGAGGUGAGUACAGCUGUUCUCUAUUAGUCUAUCUUCCAGUGGCAUUCUCUGAAACGGGUCUGAGGUUCACCUCGCUAUUUUCUUACCAUUAUACAGGGCGAAACAACGUUUGCAGCCACUUUUAUGUGAGGUGUUCAGGCUGUGGGGCUUGGUCCUCAACGGGAAAGCUUAAUUUCACAGGACGGUGAACAUGAUUCUCACAAACUUGCAGUAACUUAAACUUUUAGACUAAAAGCUCCACUUGUACAUGCAUGGAAACAAACU
Molecule: messenger RNA, 2546 nt
Organism: Athene cunicularia (burrowing owl)
Lineage: Eukaryota; Metazoa; Chordata; Aves; Strigiformes; Strigidae
Gene: NAIF1
Product: nuclear apoptosis inducing factor 1
Exons: 2
Coding region: 282-1256 (324 amino acids)
Cellular component (GO): nucleus
Source: RefSeq, a predicted model, not a curated record